GAACAGAGGGGGGAAAAGUAUGUGAAAGGAUGUAACCUUUAUUAAAGUGCAACCCAAAAAUGAACUUAUGUUUACAUUAUUGAAAAACAAAAAAAAAAAUCUGAUCACGUCAGACCCUAAAAAACAUAAAACGUUCGUGAGAGAAAAAAAAAACAAGAACAAGAAAAAUACUAAUGACACAGACACCAUCUGCAAAGAAACGCAACAAAAAAAGAGUAAUCCAAGAAUAAGCUUAUAUCUCAGCAGCACAGAAAAUAUAUUUAGAAAGAAAGUAAAAGAGAAAGAAAGAAAAAAUAAAAAGUGGUCUUAGUGCUGCAUAUUUCUCCCGCGUGUGUUUAUGCCUGUGCCCAUCAGCUGCCCGCCAAAUAUAGUCACGACCAAGGCGAACAUACACAGUUGAACUCAUGAAUUAAGCACUAGAACAUACGGAAUGAAUUAAUUCAGAAACUCCAUAUUCAUCGAAGAAAAACAAUCAUGUGCGAGGUAGAGUCUCAAGGUCUCCCGGGGCACGGCGGGGCUCUUAGUGUCUCUUGCCCCAAGGCAGACAUCCAGGAGAACGGCACGGAGACUCUGGGGGAGCUCGAGAUCACUCCCGGAGAAAGCCCAGGUUCUCGUCGAAGCUCUAAGAGUUCGCACGAGUCCCUGGGAGUGACACCGAGGACGUCUCAGGAGCUCAUAGUGAAAGAUUCGCCGGUGGACGAAGGCGUUGACCCGUUCAGCUCGAGGUUAACGCCGGAGUCUUCCUCCCCCACGGAGCGCCGGGGUUCCAAGACGGUCAAUUUCAAGGAGAUGGAGGACGAGGAGGAGGAAGUGUCCCAGGCAGAGACAGACAGAGCUCGGAGUAGGUCAUCCUCCAUAUCGACCUCAUCCUCCGCCACUUCGUCUUCCAAAGCUCUUUCGCCAGGAACAGCGGAAGAAGGCACGGCAGGGGUGACAAGGAGGCAGAGGUCUCUUGGGGAUGCCAACCCUGUCUACCGCCUGUCCAUGAAGCUGUCGCCUAACCUCUUCAACAUGACGGAUAUCCCAGGGGCGAGCCAGCACCGAGAGCCGGAGAAGGCGGGGUACCUAACGAAGCUAAGCGGCCGCAGCUUCCCCUACAUCCCGCAGUGGAAACGCCGCUACUGUGUCCUCGCCAAAGGGAAACUCUACUACUACGAGCGCGAGGACAGCAAGGCCGGCGACAAGAGCAACGGGGUCAUUAACCUCGAGUACUUCGACCAAGUGGCCGAAGCCGGACCCAAGGACUGCAAGAAGGCGACCAAUGUCUUCAUCAUCACCUCCCAGGACAGAAGCUUCUUCGACCCCGGUCGACACCUGUUCUCGGCGGACACGCUGCCGGACAUGAAAGACUGGAUUCGGAAGCUUCAGUCAGCCUUGGACCAAAUACGAAACAACAAUCGACCUGCGACUUCGACCUCAUCCUCCGUGAAAGAAGGAGGAAAGAGAAGGAAAGAGGAUAACGCAGAAAAUAAGGAGAACGUACAAACCGCAACUAAAGAAAGAAAGAAAAAGAAAGAGGAUUCCUACCGCGCCCGUAAGUCGACGCGUGUGGGCGUGAGCUCCGAGAGCCAAACGGAGGUAGUGAUGGCAGAGAGGGACUCGGAGCCGCCCGUCACGCCUCCCCACAAGGGCGUGCAGCUGCCCGGGAUGUCGGCGCACAAGGGGAUACAGCUUCCAGGGAUGGUACCGACGGAAGCGUCUCGUCCCGCAGCUGCGUCCACGCCAACGGAAGUAGCGAAGGAGCCUGAGGACAAUGAAGACGGUUUGCCGACGGCGGGUCCCACGCUUACAUGCGUAACCAAGCAGAGGGUGAAGGGCCCUCAAGGUCGUCGCGCGCCUCAAAACCGACGCACUCUCGCCGCAGCAGCCAUGAAGAACCGGGCAAGCUCUCUCUCGGCGCUUGAGUACCAAGAGCUCAACGACAACAGUGAGGCUCCCUGGCUGAACAGAUCGCUCGACAUGCUUGAGGACGGCGAGAGAGGCGGUGACGACGCCCCCGGAGGACCCGCGCCCGCGAACGGCUCCCAGCUCGCCCUCGCCGCCGCGGCUUACGCUUACUCGAGCGAGGAGGACGCGGACGAUGACGACGGGGAGCACUCGCACGCCGAUUCCCUGCCCACCUCCGCCUCGGCCAUGCCUCCACCUCCGCCGCCAAGGUCGGCCUCCUACGGCAUGGAGCUCCGGCGGCCUCCCUACUUGGCCCAGCUGGGACACCAAGCUGCGCACGCCUCCAGGGGAGAGGGCGGAGGCUCCAUGGGGGAGCUGAGAGAGCCCAAGCGUCGCCAGGGUGACGGGCGAGGCUAUGGCGGGGGGAGGGCGGAAUGGCGUGGAUCUUCGGGCGACAACUGGGAAGGCUCCCGGCGGUCCCUGAGCCAGCCGAGGGACCCUGGCACCAGCGCGUCGCCCGUCAUGGAUGACCUAGACAACAUGCUGAUGAACGAGAGCAUUCACCAGACCAGCGGUAUCAUGGACUCGGCUAGCGACGCAGGCAGUGACGGAAGCACCUGCCGCGCCUCGGACAGACCUCGGAAUGCGCACCACCAGCACCAGCCAGCUCAUCACUACGAGCAGCCGCGGAAGAAGACCCCGGAUCUGAGCCGCUUCACGACGGCCGUGCGCCACCUGCAGCGACACGUCGUCGAGAUCGACCGCGCGGUCUUCGGCAUCACCGGCGACGUGACGGGCACCAGGCAGGAAGUCACCUCCCUCAAGGAAGCGGUUCUAGCCCUGCAAGCCGACACUGACACAAUCACCUCCACCCUCGCACAUCUUACAGAAGAAGCUAUCGCGGCUCAGCAGAAGAUUAGCUUAGCCAAGCAGACCCGCGUCGACUUUCAAACAGCAAUGAAAGAGGCAGAGGGUAUACAGCGGUCGGUAAAAGUUGCCUUAGCAGAGGCAGAGCAGGCAAAGCGGGAUCAGCAGAGAACGCGACAAGAGUACGAAGAGCUGCUCUUAGAGAUGAGAAAUAUGGUCAGAGAGAUGAAGGAAACGCGAGACGUCGCUUCAGGUUCACUGCCAAGCAAAAGCACCUACAGCAGUGGCGGUAAAUUCAGUCUACAUGGAUCCAGCGUAAAGGAGAGCCAGAGCAACAAAGACCAAAAUAUUCAUAAAAUCCAACACAGUAGUAGUUUAGGUAAACUUCCCCAAUGCAGUCUCAAAUUCUCUAGUAGUAUUAGUAAAGAGCAGCAAACUGGCGACAAGGAACGCACUAUAUGGAGUAAACCUUACCAACCUAUAGUAAAAGAACAUCGACAUGAGAGCAAACAGGCAGAGACUAGAAAUUUAACUACUACCCAGAAGAGCAGCACUGACGAACAUUCUACUAAAACCAGUGGAGGACACGGUACCUCCUCGAGUGCUUCUUCUGGAUCCAGUAAUACCAAAGUUCCCGAAAGUAGUACCGUCAGUACCUGCACCACAUCAGCGCCAAGUCAAACGUCUUCCCAGGCGACGAGCACAACCAAGACCCCGCCUUAUCAGUCUCUCUUCAGCAGGCCUUCCAGUUUGCUCUCCAGCCUCACAAACCGGUCAUCCCUAACAAAAUCAGUGUCUUUUGCUGAUCAGAAAGAUAAAGAAACAGCUGACAGCGGUAAAGGCCAAAGCACUGCUGAACGCAAGAAAAAGGAAGACAAACACCACUCUUCUGAUAAAAAAAACAAGGAUGACUCCAAGCACCACAAGGAUGACAAGAAACACACAGGAGACAGUGGUAGUAAGGAAAGAAGGAGUAAAGACAGAAAGGACCAUAGUAGCAUAGACCGGAAGGAAAGGAAGGAAAAGAAGGACAGGCAUGAGAGUAAAGAAAAGAAAAGCAACCUCAAAGAACAAAGUGAUUCUGGUAACAUUAUUUCAAACAUAUCCCUAGAGGACAUUCCCAUGGCCGACGAGCACAGUCAGGAUUUACUUGACAACAAGUCUUCAGCGCUUCAUAUAUGCUCGUCUUCCAUCUCACUCGUGCCUCCAGCUAACUACAGUUUAGGCAAGUCGUCGUCAACGCCAGUGGUCACGUACACUAACCCGGGCAACAGACCUCGAGCGCUACCCCUCAAUCGUGAGCAUCAACGAGGCGAUUUCUCCAACUCCAUGACGGAAUCGCCCGAGUCACCGUUAGCGCCUAGUCCUUUCCCCCGGUCAGCCUCGGCUCUCCCGCCGCUCGAUGAGUCCAACUCGUUCUCUGAAACGUCAUCUCUGACAUCCUUCCAUCGUCCUGGAUCGACCCCAGGUCCUUUAGCACGACAAGGAUCCAUGACGACUGUGCCUGAGGACCGUGCUGUAGUGGGCCCUCCGCUAACGAAGAAACCAGGGAAGUUUGCCAUCAGCCGCCAAAACUCCUCGCCGAAUAUUCCACUCCAACGACAAAAUUCUGCUCCAGCCUUCCCUCUGCAAAGGCAACACUCCCUAGGCGUCGUGCCGGAGAACGGCCGCCUACCUCGUCAGGAAUCACUGAUGUCCGUUCCUGAAGAGCGUCCCAUCACGGAUCAGACGCUACCGCUGUCUCCAACACCGUCCAUGACAUAUUUUCCCAUAUCGCCGUGCGCUUCCCUGUCCGCUAUCGCCGAACCACGACCGGUGUCACGAACCUCGAUGGAGCUCGUGACCGGCCCUGUUUUGGCCGGAUCGUCGCUUCAGGAAGCCUCUGCCACUGGAACCCUUCCCGUUCUCAUGCCCCUCGAGGAGGAAGAGGAGCCCUCAAAAACCUCAACUCUUAAGAAAGACUUCAAGUCCCAUAAAGACGUACUCGGCAUUCUUGUGUAGUGUAUGCACGGACACUUCAUUCUCAACUCUUCGAUUGUAUAACUUUGGGUUUAAUUGAUUUCAAAUGGAUUGGUCAUGUGCCCUACAGAUUUAGUGAUUAGUUUCUUUUACAGAGCUAAAUUUCGAAAUUUAAUGUAUUUACUGACAUCCCAUGUUUUUAACACGCAAUGCACAAUCAGUAAUCUUUUCCUAACAUAAUUCCAGGUAAUAUAGUUGUGAAUAUGUUCCUGUAUAGUAUAUAACUGUAAUCUGUUGUCUACAGUAUUCCAUAUUACCCUACAUAUUCUAAGGAAAUGAAUAAUCGAUGUAUCAAGUCAAGUUGUCUAUUGUAUUAUAUUCCUAUAAUAGUCGUGAGUAGCACUUGACUUGACCGUGAAUUUUCCAUAUGGGUGAAAAAAAAGACUAAAACGGCAUAUUUCACCGUCUAGUCAGAUAUUAGCCAGCUCAUGUUUUUUUCGAGUUUUAAUACUUUUUCAUGCAUGUUUUUUUUGUCUUUUUUUUUUGUCUAUGAAAACGAUAUCAUAGGAUAAUAUUUAUGUGAACGAUCCAAUAAACCUAAUAAAACC
This is a messenger RNA of Penaeus indicus, 5321 nucleotides long. RefSeq names its product serine-rich adhesin for platelets-like. Bases 475 to 4755 code for a protein of 1426 amino acids. Gene Ontology annotation, cellular component: trans-Golgi network; early endosome; recycling endosome. The transcript is spliced from 9 exons. The record is from RefSeq and is a predicted model, not a curated record. NCBI's taxonomy places the organism in Eukaryota, Metazoa, Arthropoda, Malacostraca, Decapoda, Penaeidae. Gene Ontology annotation, biological process: retrograde transport, endosome to Golgi; endosome organization; receptor recycling.